CGUCACUGUGUAUUUUGCCGGCAUGUGUAUGUGCGUAUGCCAAAUUGGCCAGGUUUAGCAGGUACAUAUUCCCAGAUAAUGCAUAUCAUGAAUACCAAAACGAGAAGGUAAGAAUUAAAUCUGUCCGAGUCCCAGUUUCUCAAUUUCUGUGUAUUUUACUGAUUUACUUGUACAAAUCGAUUCAUUCUUUACCCUGGAAUGAUUGACACAUUAAAUUUCAACCUUACACUAAAAAACAAACACGUAAUCUGACCUGCAUUUACUUAAGUAAUAAAUUAAGUUAAUUCUGUGUACGUAAUAAAUCUCGAGGGAAUCACGCAUACGCCAUGAUUGGAAAUUCUCAACAAUAUUCCCUACUUUUUCUCGCCGUGGUGACCAUCUUAUUUAUUUUCUCUCUAAACAAAAACUACAUUGGGAGUGAAAGGUCGCAAAUGUGGGUGUUUAAUUUGAACGAGAAUAAAUUGUCUGCUUCAUCGAGACACGUUUUUAACGAGUCAGAAAACGAGAAGGAGGUAAAACUUGCAGAAUACAUGAGAAAUAUGCAAGCCUUUAGCUCGCCUAACUUUGAAUCUCUUAAUUCAAUCACCAACAAAUCAUACUACAACAUCCUUCCGCCUAGCGAAGUCUCACCAUCUCCAUCCUCCACCCCUUCGCCCCCUUCUCUAAUCCCCCCCGCCAUCCUCCUCGGCCUCAAAGGCGGCAUAGGAAACCAACUCUUCGAGUACGCGUGUCACUACGCCCUCGCCAGGAAACACGACCUUCCCCUUUACAUCAAACUCAACGCCGCUCUUCGCGCCAAACUAAACCUAGUCGUCUCACAUGACCCCAACGCAACAACGCCCACACCCAUCCGCCCGCUAAGCGUUACUGACCGUUCCGUUGCCCUCUCCGCCUUCAAAAUUCCCCUCUUCCCCUGGAACACGAUCGACGAAACGUUCACAAUUCCUCGCCAUAGGAACAUCGCAGAUUCUGCAAUUCUCGCUGGAUCUUACUCCACGAAUGGAACCGUCCUCUGGGGAAGUGACUAUUGCCAAUCUGAAUUUUAUUUUUCUCCAUAUCGCGACGAAAUUCGGGAAAUUUUCAAAUUUCGCGGGGAUGCAUUCUUGUCCGACGAGGCCCGCGCGUGGGACGACAUUAUUUCCCAGGAAGGCACCACCAUCGGUAUCCACGUCCGUCGGGGCGACUUUAUUAGGAUUAAUGCUACAAUUCCCAUCUCCUAUUAUACCGGGGCGCUUAGCGCGUUAUUCGAAAAACUUGGGGAACCUGAGAAUAUAUCGUUAUUUGUAUUUUCCGACGAUUUAAAUUAUGCAAAUCAAACUUUUGUACCAUAUUUGUCAAAUUUUAGCGAUUUUUCCAACCAAGAUAUUUACAUUGUGUCCGAUCCGACGAGAUUAACGAGUCUGGAGGAAUUUUAUCUGUUAUCGAAAUGUCAGCAUUUUAUAAUUCCGAAUAGUUCUUUCUCCUGGUGGGCGGCUUAUUUAGGUGGCGGGAAGGAAAAAAUCGUUUAUGCGGCGCAUUUUAGGGAGGAUUUUAUUAAAACGUUAUACCCCGGUGGGGGCGAGAGGCAGACGUACUACGUUUGGCAGUACAGAUAUAUUUACUAUCCGAGUGGGUGGAAUGCUGUAGAACCUGAUUGGGCGGAACCGGAAGUUAUUUAAUGUUAGCUAGUUAUUUUCGUAUCGGUAAAAAUGUAUGUAUUUUUAUUUUUUACACAAAUAUUUAUGUACAGCUAACCUGCUUUUUAAGGUAAAUAAAUGUAUAUACAAUUAUAUUUAGGAAAUAUAUUUGCACUAAACGUAUGUAGAUAUGUAUGUAUGUACAUAGUAUAUAUGCAAGACAUACGUAAAUUGUCCAUAAUUCAUAUUUAAAUACUCGAUAAGUAUUAAUGUACAUAUAUAGUUACAUGCAUAUGUAAAUGACAUGCACAGUAGGAUGAAGGGUCUCAGAACUUAAAAGCUGAGGUCACUGCGGUCUUAAAAUGGAAAUAGGACCUGGUGUCUGUAAAAGUAGCUGUUUUUAUUUUAUGCGCAUAUUGUAAGAAUUGAGGA
Folsomia candida is the source of this 2048-nucleotide messenger RNA. RefSeq names its product O-antigen biosynthesis glycosyltransferase WbnK-like. Lineage: Eukaryota; Metazoa; Arthropoda; Collembola; Entomobryomorpha; Isotomidae. Gene Ontology annotation, biological process: carbohydrate metabolic process. The transcript is spliced from 2 exons. Bases 327 to 1658 code for a protein of 443 amino acids. Gene Ontology annotation, molecular function: galactoside 2-alpha-L-fucosyltransferase activity. The record is from RefSeq and is a predicted model, not a curated record. Gene Ontology annotation, cellular component: membrane.